UUCACUACAUUGUUGUCAUUUAUGGACAUAUACGGAUUGUUUAUUGCACAUUAUCUUGGAUAUUGAAUACGAUUUACUUCACACAGGGAAUACGCAUCUGUAAUUUGGGUUGGACAAGAUGGCAAGCUGCAAUUUUCAGGCACAGUUGGUAUCCAUUCUGGAGGUUUUGGCUAAAGCAGCUGUAGCAGAAAUAAACAAUCGUGUUGAUGAUAGCUGUGCUGUUAUACGCAUGGAAAUUAUCCAAAGCCAGCGAGAUAUUGAUGUACUGAAAAGGAAGUGUCAAAUGAUGGAGAGCGAGCUGAAGAAGACACGAGGACGAGUAAGGAGAAAAGAGAGAUAUUCAUAUCCAGUCAAUAUCGUUUUGAACAAGCAGAGGAGUAACUCACAAUGGAGAGACGGAGAGAAGGCUGUUGAAGAGGACUCUCAACCCCAGGUGUAGCCCUUGAUCAUGACUCGCAAUUCCAUUACACAUAAGAGUCAUUGGAUGAAGGCGUCUUCUGUACAGGGGACCCUACAUUACUAUGCAUCGCUUGAGCCUACAGAUGUGGAGCAGAGAGUGGAGACUGAACCCAUACUGAUCAAAGAUGAGGAGACAGCAGAGGAUGUGUGGAAGACUGACCCUCAGGAAGAGCUCAGGAUCACUGGAGAGGAGUCUGGUUCCAAGCCUGGGAAAUCACCAUCCUUUGAGCAACGGCACUGUGAUGAGGACUUCAUCACACAACCCAAUAUAUCUCACAAAGACUCAGUGGAACAUUCCCCAAUUCUGAUCGUCCAGAGGAACCAGGCACACCCCAGCUCGCAUCUGAGCAGCACAGAGCAGAACCGGCCGGACGAGGACUCACUAGACCUAGUGAUGGUGAAAGAGGAGGAGCUGGAUCAGACCACGACCCUGGCAGGACCUGACCAGUUUGUCAUGGAUCAGUCUGAUGGGCAGCUGUUGACCUCUUUGGAUCCAGGCAGAGACACUGACCCUGAUGGCCACCCAGAUUUCUCCUUUCAUUCCACAGAAGAGUACUCUCAGAAUAUCUCAAUGGUCCCAUCUCAUAGUGGGCUGUCAUCUGUUCCUACUAUGACAGAUGAAGUAGGGCCAUCGCUUCACUCUUCUUUAUGGAAACCACAUGCUAACAUGUUCAGUGCAGAAAAACACAUGAGAAGACAUGUCAGGACAUUGGCUGAUGAGACUAGACAACAGAUGCCAGAGGGACAGAGCAGUAAAAGGCUGAUCUCAAAUAAUGAAGGAAAUAGUUUAGCUCUACAGUCAAGGCAGCAUCAAUACAGGGCUUCAGAAGCAACAGUGAGAUUGAGUGAGUGCAUGACAGGGUCAAACAUGGCCACCACCUCCACCUUCUCUGGAUACAGCCUGAGUCACAGUAGUUUUAACAUGGUGAAGAGAAUGAGGACUCAGUGGAAGUCGGGCAGCACCACUGAGAGGCGUUUCAGCUGCACCUUCUGUGGGAAGAGCUUCCCACGUUUCUGGCAGCUCAAAGAACACCUCCGGAGUCACACCGGAGAGAAACCUUACACCUGCGAACAGUGUGGGAGGAGUUUUACCAAGCAGUGCAACUUGAUCAGACAUGCUGUGGUCCACAGCGGGGAGAAGCCCUUCGAGUGCACACAGUGUGGGAAAUGCUUCACCCAGCGUUCCAAUAUGACAUCACAUCAGAGAACUCACAUAGGAGAGAGUCCAGUGUCUCAAUACGUGGCACCUGCAUACCCUGGGGAUCCACGCACAAGUUUAAUGUAGUCUCAGAACAGAUGGAACAAAUAGGAACAUAAUUGCAUUAUGCUUCGGAAAUACUUUCAAUGUGAAAAUGUAGAUCAAUCAACCGUACUCGCUAUCUUCUUCUACACCAUCUGAUGUGCUUUCUUUUUGUAUCUAAUACCUCUACUGAUACACUCCCCUAUGUAUUUAUUUGGACAGUGAAGCUUCAACUUUUAA
Molecule: messenger RNA, 1939 nt
Organism: Salvelinus namaycush (lake trout)
Lineage: Eukaryota; Metazoa; Chordata; Actinopteri; Salmoniformes; Salmonidae
Product: zinc finger protein 16-like
Exons: 4
Coding region: 449-1744 (431 amino acids)
Biological process (GO): regulation of transcription by RNA polymerase II
Molecular function (GO): DNA-binding transcription factor activity, RNA polymerase II-specific; RNA polymerase II cis-regulatory region sequence-specific DNA binding
Source: RefSeq, a predicted model, not a curated record